Knipowitschia caucasica is the source of this 204-nucleotide messenger RNA. NCBI's taxonomy places the organism in Eukaryota, Metazoa, Chordata, Actinopteri, Gobiiformes, Gobiidae. The record is from the annotation of a GenBank genome assembly.
AUGGGAAGCAGAUGUGGCUUUGUGGCGUCUGAUUCUCCGUCUCCGUCGGUGCUGGGAGUCCACAUGAGGCGCUUGUCUGCUCAGCAUCUGUCGUACGCAGCUAUAAACGCUCCGGAGCUGGUGGCGGCUGCAGGGAGCACUCGAGCUGCGGUGAAGCCACAUCUCUACAGUCACAUGGGAACAAAGGACCCUUCAGAACGCUAG